UUUAUGUGCCCCGAAUUACACUGUUGUUUGUAGAUUUAAAUGAUAAUUUUUCACUUCAAGAGUUUGGCCGUUUAUUGUGCAAUUGUUCAGUUAACGGCUGUAGAGAAAACAAAAUGAGAAAGACUACAUGUCUCGUAUGUGACGUCAAGCUCCCUGCGACUGGCGUUGACAAGACCGACAAUCGCCCCAUCGGCAUAACUGAAAUUCUCCACAUGCCCCGACUUAUAAUGGAUUCCCCUUGGAAAAAAGCCGUAAAGCGCAGCAGAGGGAUCGCCAUGUCUGUACCGGAGUUCCAAGUGCGGGUGGUGACGUAUAUCAUUCGCGUCGAGAGCAGCGAAGAGCUGUAGUUCAUGAAGCGGCCUCACACAAAACCUAACAUUAUCAAACUUCUUCGCGAAAUUUUACUUCAAUAAAACAUAUUCCUUUUAUUUAGGACACAGGUUAACACUUGAUACAAUGCUAGAAAUAAAGCUAAUAAUUAUGUUAAACACAGUUGCAUUUGAAUCGGAUGGUUUCGUUUUAACUAAAGUGCAUGCCGGUCGAAGCGUUUUCAUUGGAUAGAUCGGCUCGCGUUCAACUGAAAGGGGCGUGAACUUUGUGAUAGCAUUGAUAGCCACUGUAAAAGCCUCUGUGAGGAACACCGUUUUCGGCGCCGUCCAGGAUAUAAUAUUAUACGUUUUUUUUGUUAGACGAGGUUUGAGGCAUUGCCAUGUGGGGAUGACUUUCAAGCUCAUGGACUCGUGUGUUUAGUUGGCGGAUUGUUUGUAAGGCCUGUGGACAUGGCAUUGUGGCUUGCACCUAGCCUCUUCCAGCUAGCGAGCUGAGUGGCCUAGAGAAGACUUGCUUUAGAGUAGCGCAGUGUUAGCUUCCCUCAGCUAAUGCACUGUGGACUAUAGUAACGUUAACAUUAACUAACAACGUCGUUCAGUUCAGUUUAAGUUUUGCUUUUUUCUUCUUAAACCUUUGCUAUUCAUAAGGACACUUUACGUCGCCUUCUUCCCUGGUUAGUGGAACUCACCUGAAGCGAUAGCAUGCAAGUGUCGUUCCAGAAGUUACCUCGUCAGUCGAUGCUGUUCUGCUCACUCGGACUAACGGAUCGCUAGCUAACUACCGGGCAUUGUGCGUUGUGUAGCUGGAGCAUGCUAACUUGUACCAGGAAAGUUGUUACCUGGUCAUAACCUUAAGGUUAGAAUAGGGCAGUGGCACUUGUUGGGGUUUAAACGCCUAACGCUUGAGACAACGUGUGGUCGUUCACAUACCACAUGCAUGGCCAUUAACGCUACGAUGUAAUGCAACACAGGGCCUGGUGGUUUGGGCCAUAUUUACAGCUGCUGAAUUGUUUUCCUGUCUAUAACGUCUGCUCAAUAGUUCAUUGAACACUAAGACUUUGUAAAUGGUCAACCGACAGGCCUCUAGAGUUAGAAUUAGUUUAGUUGGAUUAGUGUUUCCACUAUCAAGAUGAACAAUCCUGCAGUUAUGACACAAGAAAAGAUGGAGUUGGAUCUUGAAAUUUCAAAUUCACUUGUUCAAACUGAUGGACAAUUGAGAAGAUCGAACAGUGCACCCAUGAUAAAUGGCCUAAGUGACAACUGUCAAGUGUUCCAGCGAGAGGUUCUUCGCAGCAGAAGAAAUAGCACAACUGUUGUCAACAGGCCCAAUAUGGUUCCAUCGUCACCCAUUCGAGUGCCCAGCACAAGACUUCAUCAGAUAAAACAAGAGGAGGGUAUAGAUGUAAUGAACAGGGAGACCGCCCAUGAGAGGGAGGUGCAAGCGGCAAUGCAGAUGAGCCAGUCCUGGGAGGAAAGCCUCAAUCUGAGCGACAACGAUUUGGAGAAGUCUGUGUCGUCGUCUCCAAAGAGGAUCGACUUUGUGCCCGUCUCCCCAGCCCCCUCCCCGACCAGAGGGAUCGGCAAGAAGCAGUGUUUCUCUCCUUCGUUACAAAGUCUGGUGAGCAGUAACGGCCUCUCUCCCAGCCCCAUCCCCAGCCCCACCCGGCGCUUCAGCCGCCGCAGUCAAAGUCCGAUUAACUGCAUCAGAGCCAGCAUACUGGGGCCAAUCAAACGCAAAGGGGAGAUGGACAUAGAGAGCCAACCUAAAAGGCUCUUUCAGGGGACUACAACCAUGUUGUCGACAGAUAUAGCCCACCUGUUGGAUGUCAGUUCCUGUCCAAGCCCAGAAUUGCUGGACGGCAGCCUCAGCAGUGUGUGCUCUUCCACUGGAUCGCCUGGCAAAAUGGAGGGAGUCUCGCCUUCCUCCAGCAAUUCCCCCUUCACAUCCCUCCAGGACCUGUCUCCUAAGUGAACAAGGAGACUUGCAAGAUACACUAGAGCAGGAUAAAGAGACACUAGAGUAAGAGAAAGAUGAAAUGGUGAAACGACGGUCUCCAUCUGAGGAGGGUGAAGAUUGUGUUUCCUUCUCGGACCCUCCUUCACCUAGCUUUAGUUUAAGUGGAUUUUCACCAUGUUUUGCUUUUGUGAGGCUGGUGGUUUGGCUUCAGGUUGGAGGGUCCUGAUAUGUCUGAAAGGAAACAAAAGCCAUGGUUGUGUGCUUUGCUUGUAGAGACACAGGUGGGACUGUUGUGAUGGAGGAAUGAGGAAGACCUUAAGGGCACCAGCUGCUAGUUGUGGAGGUUUUUUUUAAUGGUGCAUCGCUUCAUAGUGAUACUGUGUUUCCAUGUCUAUACUGCCAAUGUAUCAGCUGGUUCUCUCCCGCGAGAGACAUUAAGCACUGGACAAAAAAAAAAAAAGACUAUUUGGAUGUGUAGAAUGCCCUGUUUGUGCUGGAAAACGUUUGUUCAAAGGCCUAUUGUCUGUACAGUCUGCAGGUUUUGUAUGAAAGGAUUUAAAUUAUUUUUGUUCCUCUUGCUUUAUUGUACGUAUAUGUGUAUAUAUUAAACCUUGUCUAAUAUCAUAGUUUUAAUUUGGUUAUUGGCUGUGAGGUUGAACACGAGGCACAGACCUUCAGCACGCCACUAAAUUCAUGGCCGUGGAGGCAUAAGUCAGCGUUCCUGGUUACAAUUUUACCGUAUUGGAAGUUGAUUGUAACACGAGUUUUCAGUUCCCUGUAAUUCAUAUUUUUUUUAUGCCAUAGGCUGUAAACUGUGUUGAGAUUUCCAUGCCAGCUUGUCAUACUUGCUGCCAGCUUGUCAAACUCGCUGCAAGUUGAAUUGCCUACUGUUGGGGCAAAAUACUUGACUUGGCAGAUGAUCAGACUUAAUCAGAGAAUGCUCUGUAUUAUUGGGAUUGAAACGUUAAGGCUGCUCCGUCGCUGUUUAUACAUAAUUGUAUGCUGAGUAACAUUUAUGUGCAUACAAUUUCUUCCUCUGAUACAGGCACAAACAUUUUAGGGGAAAGAUAUUGACUUCUUUAUUGUUUUUCCUGUUUCUGCUUUGGUCCGUUUGAAAAAGAUUCGAUGCAGAACCUGUUCCUGCAGUGAUGUUUCAGUUGUAUGUGAACCGUGUGUGGGAAAGUUCUAAAAUAAACCCAUUUAUUCUUGUCGGAAGUGUGGAAGUACUGCCUGUUAGUAAUUUGAGUCUUUAUUCUGUACCAGAACUGGAUUUAUAGUUUUUCCGAGUGAUUCCUUGAGAAAGGCAAAGUCAAUGGACAGUUCUUCCUUUUGGACCUUUUUAGCUUUCGAUCUGUUAGUAAGGAGGUGAUUUUAUAUUCGAUUUUUCUGCCUCAUUUUUUGAAGUAACAAUCAUAUCUACUCUGCAGUCCAUAUUAUCGUUUACUUCCACUAGCUCUGGUCCUCAAUUUGCCCCCAUCGACAUGUAUUUAAUUGGCCCAAAAUUGUAUUAUAGAGGCAGUCACACUACUACGGUAGUGUGAGGUAACCAUAAAUUAUUCCGUUUCUUGAAUAUCCAGCAUUAACACAAUCAUAAGUUUUGUUCCCACAAGUAUAAGUACAUCUGGGCCACUACAUCACAGAAAGUCAAAGUAUUUACUGAUCUGAAGACGUUCAGACUUUAUUCAACAUUUAAUGAAGAAGCCAGAAUAACAUUUGAACUGUCAUUAAAAAAAAGAAUCCUGAACCUACACUAGUCUAAAAUUCAAUAAUAUGACAGAUGAACGUGGUAACCUAUAAGAAAAAAGUGAAAUGGCUUUAUGUACAUGUAGCGUAAGAAAACAAAAAUGGUUUUAUAUACAUGUAGCGAUUUGCAUGAAAACUUAACCAAGUUUAUCAUUCUGUCAAAUGGUGGCAAAGGAAGUACAGACGGGGCAUACAUAACAUUAGUAUAGCGCUGUAAUUCAAUGUCUCUUGUUAUACUUCACCAGCCCUUUCUAGGACCCAAAGAGCCAGUUUCUCGACCGGAGAGAUCCUUGACCCCAGAUCUAGAGGUCUUCAUUGUCUGUUUGUUCAAUGAUGAAUGUUAAUUCAUAUAAAUACAUUUCAACAAGUAGGCAAAAUGAAUAUGCUUCAAGGAAGGGGUCAGAGAUGAACAGACAUCCCAGGGCCCUGUUCCCUUACUGCCAGCUGCAGAGUGGUACACAUCCCUGGGUAUUGCAGGGCUCUUUCCUCCCUCGUAUCUCUCCGAGCUCACUGGCUUCAUGUACGCAGGAUGACCAUUGUAAGAAGACCU
This is a messenger RNA of Gadus chalcogrammus (walleye pollock), 4579 nucleotides long. RefSeq names its product PABIR family member 2 (gene pabir2). NCBI's taxonomy places the organism in Eukaryota, Metazoa, Chordata, Actinopteri, Gadiformes, Gadidae. Bases 1459 to 2301 code for a protein of 280 amino acids. The transcript has 10 exons. The record is from RefSeq and is a predicted model, not a curated record. Gene Ontology annotation, molecular function: protein serine/threonine phosphatase inhibitor activity.